AGGUGGGACAGAAGGGCAUUUCUUCAAAACGUGACACUUCCAUUCUUCCACAAACAGGUUAAAAAAGGGACUCUCCCUAUAUGCAAGACUCGUCAAAACCCACACCACAGCUACGUAGUACGUUGUUUUGUUCUCAAUUUCUGAGGUGUGUGUGCUAUUUGUUGUAAUUUGUACCCUUCGGUGUCAUUUUCCUUAAUCUCUAUCUGGUGCAAGUGAUAGAGCUCUCUCUCUCUCUCUCUCUCUCUCCGUUGAUCACACGAAAAACCCGUUUUUGGCUCCAUGGAAGAAGACCAAGAGUCUCGGCAUCAAAGGGAAAAUCGAGGGUCUGUUCCUCCGGAAGGAGAAGGGUUAGGGGGUAAUGGAGGAGGUGUUAACUGCAAUGAGAUUCGUUCUUUCACGUGCGAUAUCUGCAACAAAGGUUUCAGUUCGGGUAAAGCUCUUGGUGGGCACAUGAGAAUCCACAACCUCUCGAGAAAACGGGUUCAUGGGGAGAAACAAAGCACCGGUGAUGCUGCAAAAUCCAAGACGGCGAAAUGGGUGAUGGUGGAUGGUAACCCCACUUGUUCCGUUUGUGGAAAGACCUUUUCUUCCAGGAAGUCCUUGUUUGGGCACAUGAGGUCUCACACUGAGAAGCCGAGGAAGGGAAUUCGAAGCAACGCUCCGAUCGUUCGUGCCUCCUCCAAUUCCACUUCUUCCUCAACCCUUUCUGAUGAUUUGACCGUUCAUCUCUCUCUAGUUCUCAGGGGUUGGUCCGUCACUGCCAAGAGGGGCCGCAUAAGCUCUUCUUGCAGCAAAUCAGAUUCUGGUUUGGAAGAAGGUGAUGAGAUUGAGCCACGUAUGCAAGAGGCUGCGUAUGUGCUCAUGUUGCUGGCCAGAGGGAGUCCGAAGUGCGAGCAAGUGGUUGUCGCUGAUCAGAUUCAAGAACAUCCAUUCAACAAGAGGGGGCGUGAAGAGGAGCUGUCACACCCAGUUUUGGGGAAUUCUGAUGACGUGAAGAUCAAGAAGAGAAAUAGAAAGAAGGUGAAAUUAACAGAAUUAGCAUCAACUGGGGAAGAAGGGAACAGAUUCGCCAGAUGCAGAAAAUGCAAUACAAGUUUCCCAAGUCACCAAUCUUUGAAUGAUCAUCUAUGCAGCCUUCAAAAUUCUAAGAACAUUGAGUCUCGGUCACAUGGUGUUUCAGCCACAAAAGAAGAGCAUCAUGCCAAAACAACCAUACAGGGGGAGAAAACAGGACCAGGAACUGUUUUAGAGGAUAGAGCUGUGGAAGCCAUGAGAGGGUAUGAGUGUGAAGUUUUGAAGGAGACUUUCUCAAUCGGUCAAGCCUUUGGGGACCACAAGAGAUCUGAUUGGACCAGGAUGGGAGAAGGUCAGUCAGCUCAGGCAACUUCUUCAAACAUGGGAAAUGGUCAGAAUUGUUCCAAGGUUCUGAGUUUUGAUCUCAAUCAGAUUCCUGCUAUGGAUGGGGAAGAGGGUGUUCAAUCAGAUUUGUUUAUUCCUGCCAACAUUAUGACAUCAUCGAGUUAUGAUUCCUCUUGCUAAAAAUACCUCUGUCACUGAUCAGUGAAUAAGAAUUUGAUUUUUGACCAUAAUAGGGCAUGCAUUGUAUUAGCAAAGAUAGGUACUCUUCACAGCAAGUUAUGCACUGUUAACAAUUGAUUGUCUUUAGUAUUAGCUUCCUCUGGUGAGACACCACGGGGAACUAUCUUAGCUGUUUCCUAUGCUUUUGGUAGGGUCAUGAACUCUUGUUUUUUCUGUAUUUUCUUUCUUCAUGUGAUGCAUGCUGUGUACUGCAAGCCUAUAGCUUGCUGCAAAAAGGAAGGAUCCCAAAGGGCAUUGUGGGGCUUUCAUUGUUUA
Vigna angularis (adzuki bean) is the source of this 1854-nucleotide messenger RNA. RefSeq lists its product as uncharacterized. Lineage: Eukaryota; Viridiplantae; Streptophyta; Magnoliopsida; Fabales; Fabaceae. Gene Ontology annotation, molecular function: DNA-binding transcription factor activity. Bases 280 to 1539 code for a protein of 419 amino acids. The transcript has 2 exons. The record is from RefSeq and is a predicted model, not a curated record.